Molecule: messenger RNA, 7311 nt
Organism: Mastomys coucha (southern multimammate mouse)
Lineage: Eukaryota; Metazoa; Chordata; Mammalia; Rodentia; Muridae
Gene: Slc7a2
Product: solute carrier family 7 member 2
Exons: 12
Coding region: 196-2169 (657 amino acids)
Biological process (GO): transmembrane transport; amino acid transport
Cellular component (GO): plasma membrane
Molecular function (GO): amino acid transmembrane transporter activity
Source: RefSeq, a predicted model, not a curated record
UGCCCAGCCCGCCUUCUGCUACUCUGCGGCGGGAGCUUGUGUCUGCGCGGACCUGGAAGGCGGCGGCCGAUCGCUCGUCUAUCCUUCGCCAGCUUGGGAUCCGCAGAGCGCUGCAGCCGCUUACUCGCCCGCGCCCGGUCCCCGUCUCCGUCCCCGUCGCGCGGCCAGGGCACUGCCCCAGUUGCUCUCUUCACCAUGAUUCCGUGCGGAGCAGUGCUGACAUUCGCGCGAUGUCUGAUCCGGAGAAAAAUUGUCACCCUGGACAGUCUGGAAGACUCCAAACUCUGCCGCUGCUUGACCACCAUGGACCUCAUUGCCCUGGGGGUUGGAAGCACUCUGGGUGCUGGGGUUUACGUCCUGGCUGGGGAAGUCGCCAAAGCCGAUUCUGGUCCGAGUAUCGUGGUGUCUUUCCUCAUCGCUGCCCUGGCUUCGGUGAUGGCCGGCCUUUGCUAUGCUGAAUUUGGGGCCCGAGUACCCAAGACUGGAUCUGCGUAUCUAUACACAUACGUCACGGUUGGAGAGCUGUGGGCCUUCAUCACCGGCUGGAAUCUCAUCCUGUCAUAUGUCAUAGGUACAUCCAGUGUCGCUAGAGCAUGGAGUGGCACCUUCGACGAACUUCUUAACAAACAGAUUGGCCAGUUUUUCAGGACAUACUUCAAAAUGAAUUACACUGGUCUGGCGGAGUAUCCAGACUUCUUUGCCGUGUGCCUCGUUUUACUUCUGGCAGGUCUUUUAUCUUUUGGAGUAAAAGAGUCUGCUUGGGUGAAUAAAUUUUUUACAGCUAUUAAUAUCCUGGUCCUUCUCUUCGUCAUGGUGGCUGGGUUUGUGAAAGGAAAUGUGGCAAACUGGAAGAUCAGUGAAGAGUUUCUCAAAAAUAUAUCAGCAAGUGCCAGAGAACCACCUUCUGAAAACGGAACAAGCAUCUAUGGCGCUGGCGGCUUUAUGCCCUAUGGCUUUACAGGGACGUUGGCUGGUGCUGCAACGUGCUUCUAUGCCUUUGUGGGCUUUGACUGCAUCGCAACAACCGGUGAAGAGGUCCGGAAUCCCCAAAAGGCUAUUCCCAUCGGAAUAGUAACUUCCCUACUUGUUUGCUUUAUGGCCUAUUUUGGGGUUUCUGCAGCUUUGACACUUAUGAUGCCUUACUACCUCCUGGAUGAGAAAAGUCCUCUCCCUGUUGCAUUUGAAUAUGUUGGAUGGGGCCCUGCCAAAUACGUCGUGGCAGCAGGCUCCCUCUGCGCCUUAUCAACCAGUCUUCUUGGAUCCAUUUUCCCAAUGCCUCGUGUAAUCUAUGCUAUGGCGGAGGAUGGGUUGCUUUUCAAAUGUCUAGCUCAAAUCAAUUCCAAAACGAAGACACCAGUAAUUGCUACUUUGUCAUCGGGUGCAGUGGCAGCUGUGAUGGCCUUCCUUUUUGACCUGAAGGCCCUGGUGGACAUGAUGUCUAUUGGCACGCUCAUGGCCUACUCUCUGGUGGCAGCCUGCGUGCUUAUACUCAGGUACCAACCUGGCUUGUGUUAUGAGCAGCCCAAAUACACCCCUGAGAAAGAGAUUCUGGAAUCAUGUACCAAUGAGACUUCGAAGAGCGAGUCCCAGGUCACCAUGCUGCAGGGACAGGGUUUCAGCCUACGAACCCUCUUCAGCCCCUCGGCCCUGCCCACGCGACAGUCAGCUUCCCUCGUGAGCUUUCUGGUGGGAUUCCUGGCGUUCCUCAUCCUGGGCUUGAGUAUUCUCACCACGUAUGGAGUCCAGGCCAUUGCCAGACUGGAAGCCUGGAGCUUGGCUCUCCUCGCCCUGUUCCUUGUCCUCUGCGCUGCUGUCAUUCUGACCAUUUGGAGGCAGCCACAGAAUCAGCAAAAAGUGGCCUUCAUGGUCCCCCUCUUACCGUUCCUGCCGGCCUUCAGCAUCCUGGUCAACAUUUACUUGAUGGUCCAGUUAAGUGCGGACACUUGGAUCAGAUUCAGCAUCUGGAUGGUGCUUGGCUUUCUGAUUUACUUCGCCUAUGGCAUUAGACACAGCUUGGAGGGUAACCCCAGGGAUGAAGAUGAGGAAGAUGUUUACUCAGACAACGCCAAUGCAGCAACAGAAGAAAAAUCCACCAUGCAAGCAAAUGACCAUCACCAAAGACACCUCAGCUUACCUUUCAUACUUCAUGAAAAGACAAGUGAAUGCUGAUGCUGGCCCACGGUCUUCCCACGCAUACCUUAACCAUGAGUACAUGAUGGUGGCAGGAUGCCACCAUCAGGCUGGGGUGGCAUGGGUCUGCUGUGGACAUGGCUCGCCUAACUUAGACUUCCUCCUCCACACAGCUUCUCUUCAGAUGGUGGAUUGUGUGUCUGGGGAGACUGCCUGAGAGCACUCCUCAGUGAUGAGUACCCCCAAAAUAGUAUGUCUGUGCGUGUACAUGUAUGUUUGGGAAUGUGAGCGUUCAGUGUUGUUGGUUAUUACUCUGUGACAUAAUUCCAGUGUGGUAAUUGGUGGCGUAUACUGACUGCACACACUAGUAAGCAGUAUAUGACUGAAUAGAGAUGUAUUCUGUACAUGUCCUAUGUGGUUGGGGAAAUAGUGGUGGGUUUCUUUAUUAGGUAUACGACCAUCAAUUUGGACAUACUGAAAAUGCCACCUCCUGUCAUGAUGUUUAACAGUGGUCAGGGGUGGGGAAGGGAUGAGGAAUGGGCCUCUUGUAUAAAUUGUAAUGCACAUAUUCUUCUCCUGCUUGCUAAGACAGUCUUCUUAAAUGGCCAGGGAGAACAUUUGUUUCCUCUGUAUGACAAGAUGAAGAGGUAGUCUGUGACAUGAGAUGGCCAAUCUUGGUUUUGAGAGCCUUGGUCUUUAAAUAUAACACCUCCACCUGCCAUAAAUGACAUACCCCUCAGCCCCAUGAAGGUCUCGGGAGACGUACCAUGGCCUGCUUGGGACCCCUUAAGCCAGAGAAUGAAAGUAGUCCCUGUGGCCUCCAAGGAUCAGAGACUUGCAGAAGAUGCUUGGAUAGGUGUCCUGUUUUUAAAAGAGACUGAAGGCAGAGCAGGCCUCCGUAUCACCCACAUUUAGUAGAAUGCUUCAGGCUGUUUCCCGUUACUUUAUACCUAAUCACAGCUCAGCAUCUGCUCCUUCAUCGAACGCAGAACUCAGUCUUUUGAUUCUCAUUUUUCCUCUGAUUGGAUGGAAAUGAAUGUGGUAGCAAAUUCUAUAUUUUACAGUGUACAAAAAAGGCACAGAUGAAGGGGUAUAGGAAAAUACCCUUAGUCCAGUAUCACAGGGCAUUUGAGCCCAGUUUAAGGAUUUUUGACCUAGCUUACCUCCGAUAUUCCUUUCAGAAAUGUUUAGAGAUUCCCCUACUUCCCACCCCAUCUCAUCAUUUACCACUUUUAAAUUUUGUUUUCUCCCUUUCUUUAUUUCUUUUGUUUGUUUGUUUGUUUGUUUGUUGAGAUGGGUUCUUUCUAUGUAGCCCUGUAACUCACUCUGUAGACCAGGCUAGCCUUGAAUUUUGAGCUCACAGAAAUCCUCCUGCCUCUGCCUCCCACGUAGCUGGGAUUAAAGACUUGCACCGCCAGUGCCUGACCACUUAGCAGUUUUUAUUUCAUUUGCUUUUAAAGGACCACACAAAGCCUCUUAACAAUAAAUCGUCAAUUACUUUCAGAACACAAUUAUACAAAACUUCGAGCUAAAUAACCAAACUGGAUUAAAAGCAAAAUGACCUUUGUAUAUGAUUAAAUAAACUUUUAAAUUAAGAUUCUCUGAUUGCUACACUUUUCCUUUAUAGGGUUCUCUGAUAGUGGAUGAGAAACCCCCAAUCAUACCUAUUCCUCAUGACUUAACCUUGUAUAAAUAAUUAAAUGGUGUAUUGGAUAAAUCUAGAGCUAGACACUUAUACGGGCAUGGCACUCCCAGGAGUCCACAAACGCUAGUUGCCCUGCAUAAUCCAAAGAGAUGGUUGCUUUCCCAUAGUUCUCCUAAGAGAUCAUUUAUUUAACUGGUGCUGAUUUGGCGUAAGCAGGCAUUCACUUGGAUAAGCAGACAAAGGUUCUGGGUUCCUGGUUGUCAGGGAUGCAUCCCUAACCCAGAACUUAGUGCUGACAUUCCAAAAUUUCCAGGGUGCAUGUGGUAAAUCUGAAGGCCAGACACUCUUUCUAACUGCUAGCUUUACAGAGAAGGAAUGGGAUAAACAUGGGCUAAAAUAGUCUGGGAAGGACUGUAGGCAUGAUCAGGAAUUGAUGUCACUAAUGGCUGCUCAGAGAGGGAGAAUCAGGGAUGAGCCCCAUGGUAGGUUAUCUAAUCCCAAAUAGUCAACAUUAAACACUUGCACAUACAAGCAAUACUAAUUGGACUCAACAGGUUACAUACACACACAGACAUACAUAUACUAUGUAACAAUAAUAAAGAAGAGGUUAUGGAUUUUGUAAGGAGUGGGAGGAGCUGGAGGGGAAAGGCGAAGAUAGAAAUUGUCAGAAUACUUUCCUCAUGUAUACUGUAACAAAAACAGAUUCAUUCAGACUGUGAAAAGCAAGCUGAAGUAUUGUGCCCACUGUGUUCAGUCAGGGGCAGAAUCUAGUUCAAAAUGUUCACACCAGAGCACAUUGGAAACAUGAAUGUCUUUAAAGACAUGCUUUCUCAGUGACCAUGCCUUUUCUUUCCUGUGAAGCACCAAGUGGACAGUAUGUCUGUGUGUAUAGUGUUUAUAAACACAUUAACAUUUUGUGUGUGUGUGUGUGUGUGUGUGUGUGUGUGUGUGUGUGUGCGUGCAGGGAUUGGCUAUCAGUGUGAAAGUAAGUUGAGUUUAUGAUGAGCUUUGGAUAUGAUAUUGUUACGUAGAUUUAGAAAACCCAAUUGAUGUGGAGAGAGUUUAAUGUUUUAUACUGAGAGAUGAUUUAGAUUUUAAGCUAUUUUAAGAUAUACAAUUUUAUAUAUAUAUAUGUUUUCUAUAGAUAGAUUCUUUAAGACAUAUUUAUCAUGUUUCUAAUAUGAAGUCACUAGUGACAGGCGCUUUGGAAUCUGAAUGGAGUGGGAGCCUUGAGUCGUUCUUGUUUGUUUGUUUCUGUCGCACUGCUUCUGAGGCACAGUGAAUGCCAGCACUACCUGCUCUUUGCCAACCUUGUCCUCCUACACUUGAGUUCAGUACACUUUGUACAAAAUGUCCUAGUCUCUGUCUUGGGGUCACCAAAAUAUUUUGUGUAGGUUUGACUAACGAGCCAACACCCAGAAUCUCAGAUGGGUUACACAUUCUAUUCGUCAUGAAGAGCAAAAGCAAGUUGGAUUUCUUCCUUUGCUGCUUAUCUUUCUUGCUUCUUACACUAAGAACUGUGCUGUUGGUGUUUUCAGUGAGAUUGUCUCGUAACAGCACACUUUAACUUUAUGGUCUUUACAAACAAGACUGGCCUGCCAACCACACAUGUAAAAGGAUGGCUAUGAGAACUCAAGUUUAGAGACUCCUGAGAAAACUUUCUAAAACCUUUGAGGUGAUCUCAAAUAUCUUAAUCUUGUUUUCCCUAGUGAUAAAAAAUGACAAUAAAACUAAAUAACCAAAGUGUUAUAAAUGUAUAUAUCAACACUAAUAUGUAAAAUCAACAUUGAAACUAUUGUUGAUGUUAACUUUAGUACAAACUAUAGUUGAUUUAAAAAAAAAAAAAAAAAAAAAAACAACCCCAGCUUGUGAAUCAUCUCCCUGAAGAAUAAAAGGUUGUCUAAUUUUAAUUUUUAUGAAGUAUUUGUUUCAGCCAAACUUUUUUCGAAGUCCCAGGUAGUUGCUUAAAAUGUUUUCUCGUAAAACACUGUGAGUCAGAAUUGCCACUGAAUUGUUUUAUAACUUUGAACAUUUAGCACGGGUGAAGAAGCAACGUAAUUGGCUUACCUUACAGUGCUAAGGAUUCAGAAGGAAUGCUGGCACCUUACCUUCUCCCUUCUUACAUCUAGGAUGCGUGCGUGCGUGCGUGGUGAUGGUGUAUCCCCGAAUCGCCACCUAGAUGCUGAAGUUGUACUUUCUCUUGCUCCCUGACAGCCCUGCUAGGGAUUUCUCCAACUGCACUUUAAAUGAUAGUCCUCAAAAUACAAUGUCAGCAGCACUUUAGGAGGGUGGGUUUAGAGUGUUCUUCACGGAUUAUUCUCAAUCACCUAAUAUGUAGGGCUUAGGGCUGGUUAGAUAAGUGACAUUAACUGUCCAUUUUGCUAGUACCAAAAUAGUGCCUUCUAUGGGAAGUGCCUUCUGUACAUUUUCUAUUUUAUAUAUCAAGGGAAAGUGCUGAAAUUCAUGUAGCCAACAGUGCCAGCAAAGAUCACCUUAGCUCUACAUGUGAAAAUAAGGCUUCUAGACUCGAUUGUUUAGCUAAGACUUUGUUUUCCUUGCAUACUUAAAGAAUUUAAGAUAGCUUUGUGGAUUUUAAGAGGCCUGCUUCUACAGUUGUAUUCCUGGUGUAGGUGUUGGCUUUUGUAGUAUCCAGGAUUGUUUAUAUUCACACAGUUUGGGCUUACUGGUCUCAGAUGUAUUCUGUUAUGUAAGCAUAAGCGAUUUUACAACUGCUAGCCAGGAGCUCCAUCCCUGUCUGUUUUUACCCACAGCUGAAGCCACUGCAAUGGUUUCUGGACUCUAAGCAGCCUUUCUGACCACUGACAGACCCGUAGAGAUUACCUAGGACCCCAGUUUGAUGCCACAAGCCAGGCAUUCUGCAGUAUGUGGGCGUCUGCUGUUACACUCUGUCUUAGAUAGUAAGAAAGGAAUAAGAAGUAAUGAGUAUAAGGUCAUCUGAGAUCCUUAACUUCAGUUCCAAGUAGCUCAUGAGUAUAUUAAGAUGAAUACGGACCAAGGAAUACCUGUACUCAUGAAGGGGGUGGCUAUGCCUGGGAGAUGGCAUGGUAGGGUCUGGCCUGCUGUAUUUCCUGCAGGUGCAUAGCCUCAAUGUGAGCAGUACAUCACCAAGACCCUGAUGGCAAAAAGCCUUGUGCUGCCUGCAGGGCGGGCUCCUGUACCCACACCUCGUCGAUAGGCCCCUCCUUGCAUGUCCACUGGCAGUGUGCCAAGUUGCUUCGUUGCUUUAUUUUGUUAUUGUUAUAGUUAAUAGCAUUUGUGCAUAGAGGCCUAAAACCAUCCAGAACUUCUCCAUCUUCAAAACCCUAUAAGUACCCUAUGGCAAGUACUUGUGCAAGUGUAAAGAAUGUGUUGUUUAGUAGUGUCGUUUUAAAUGAUGAUUGGUGUUCCUUUUUUACAUGCAAAGUUGGACUCUUAUUUUUUAGACUUUGUAAAUAAAAACUUUUGCUGCUUUAAUUGUUGUAAUGUAUGCUUUAUAAUGUAACCAUGUGUUUUUAAAUAAACCUUAUUAUGACUUA